Molecule: messenger RNA, 456 nt
Organism: Dicrocoelium dendriticum
Lineage: Eukaryota; Metazoa; Platyhelminthes; Trematoda; Plagiorchiida; Dicrocoeliidae
Source: the annotation of a GenBank genome assembly
AUGUUGGAUCAGUCUGUGCGGGCCACUUUGAGAGGGGGCAAAUGGAAGUCGUACGAAACGCAACUGAUCCAACUAAACAUUCCCACAAUUCGACUGCUGAUUUACUUCGCUUGGCUCGCCUAUCCAUACUGUCAUUUAUAUUGCAGUCCAACUCCGCAGGUACGCGAACUCGUGCAAGAGUUCACGGUCAAAGCGAACGCAUUCGGUGGCAGCAUGCCAGCUGCAAGUUUAAAGGAUUUUCUUCAGCAAUAUGGAAUUCGAAGUCAAACUGCCAAAAAAAUUCUGAAAAUUUGUGACGCUAACCAUGAUCGAGCCUUGUCGGUGGAGGAAUUUAAUACUCUUCUGAACCUGGCUCCAGGAGGUGACCUGAGCGAUCCUGGCUUACCAGCAAUAAUAGGCGAAAAAUACAAGAAUGUCCGCCGCACUCACCAAACACAUUUGCAUACGAAACGAUGA